GCAAACGAAAAACUCAGCUCAGCAAAGACCUUUUGGCAGCUUCCUCCCCUCUGAUCGAGGACACCUCCAGCGACUCUCCUCCUCGACUCUCGGAGCUCCACCACCACAGCGUGUCCACUCAGACCCUGCCUUCAUCCAGCAGCACCUCCCUCAUCCUCUCACAGGACUGGCUGUACUGUCAGUAAGGUUCAGUCACAAAUGUCUACCUCACGAUUAAAAGAGCCCUCUCCAACACUGCAACCCUGAACAGGAUACAAAAUGACCUCGAGCAUUGACCGGGAUGAUAGCAGUAUCUUUGAUGGGUUAAUGGAAGAAGAUGAAAAGGACAAAGCAAAACGCGUGUCCCGUAACAAGUCUGAGAAGAAGCGCAGAGACCAGUUCAAUGUCCUCAUCAAGGAGCUGGGUACCAUGUUGCCGGGCAACACCCGGAAGAUGGACAAGUCCACCAUUUUGCAGAAGAGCAUCGACUUUCUGCACAAACACAAGGAAAUCGCUGCUCAGUCAGAGUCGACUGAGAUCAGACAAGACUGGAAGCCUCCUUUUCUUAGUAAUGAAGAGUUCACUCAGCUGAUGUUGGAGGCGUUAGAUGGAUUUUUCCUCGCCAUUAUGACCGAUGGGAAUAUAAUCUACGUGUCUGAGAGUGUGACGUCUCUACUAGAGCACUUACCUUCUGAUCUUGUUGAUCAGAACCUGUUGAACUUCCUGCCCGUGGGGGAGCAUUCAGAUGUGUACAAGGCUCUGUCCUCUCAUAUCAUGGAGGGAGAGACGCUGACACCCGAAUAUCUGAAAACAAAAAAUCAGCUAGAGUUCUGUUGCCACAUGCUCCGAGGGACUAUCGACCCCAAAGAGCCCCCAGUGUACGAAUACGUCAAGUUCAUUGGAAACUUCAAGUCCCUGAAUAAUGUGCCUAACUGUGGCCGCAACGGCUUCGAAGGAGUGAUCCAGCGAUCGCUUCACUCUGCCUUUGAAGACAGAGUGUGUCUCAUAGCAACUGUGAGGCUAGCCAAACCACAGUUCAUCAAGGAGAUGUGCACUGUAGACGAGCCCAACGAGGAGUUCACCUCCAGACAUAGUUUAGAGUGGAAAUUUCUCUUCUUGGACCACAGAGCUCCGCCCAUCAUAGGGUACCUCCCAUUCGAGGUGCUGGGUACGUCGGGGUAUGACUACUACCACGUCGAUGACCUGGAGACGCUGGCAAAAUGCCACGAACACUUGAUGCAGUACGGCAAAGGAAAGUCCUGCUACUACAGAUUCCUCACUAAAGGGCAGCAGUGGAUUUGGCUUCAGACCCACUACUACAUCACCUACCACCAGUGGAACUCCAGACCAGAGUUUAUCGUCUGCACACACACUGUUGUGAGUUACGCUGAAGUACGAGCAGAGCAGCGAAGAGAACUUGGGAUUGAAGUAUCACCACCUGAGAUCACACCAGACAAGUCCCAGGAUUCAGGCUCCGAGUCCCAGCUCAACACCUCCAGUCUGAAGGAGGUUUUAGAUCGCUUCGACCACAGCCGGACGCCCUCGGUCUCGUCUCGCAGCUCACGCAAAUCGUCACACACCGCCGUGUCCGACCCGGCCUCGUCACAGAUGAAGCUGCAGGGAGAUAGGAGUACGCCGGGUCGCCAGUCGGUCUCCGCUGUGGAGAUGACGUCACAGCGAAGAUCAUCUAUCAACAGUCAGUCGAUGAGCUCCCAAAACACAGGACAGAACAUGACUCCCACCAUGGUUUCUCAGCAGCUGCAGCCUCAACAGCAACAACAAGUUCAGAACAGCGGACAAUCGAUGGUGCAGUUCUCCAACCAGUUAGAGGCCAUGCAGCACCUGAAGGAUCAGCUGGAGCAGAGGACCAGGAUGAUCGAGGCCAACAUCCAGCGGCAGCAGGACGAGCUGCGGCAGAUCCAGGAGGAGCUGCAGAGGGUGCAGGGCCAGAGCCUGCAGAUGUUCUUGCAGAAAGGAGCUGGAGGACUGAAUCUCAGCUCUGUUCAGAUGGCCCAGGGGAACGCGAUGCAGCAGGGGGGGACGCUCAGCAUGCAGGGCCAGGUGGUCUCUGCAGGACCUCUGCAGAACAACAUACAGCAACAACAUGCCGUCCAGCCCCAGCCCCAGCAACAAACACUGCUGCGGGAACAGAGCACAGCACUGUCACAGUCUCAGCGAUCGUCUCUCACUCUGCAGCCUCAACAAAAUCCAAUGCCGGUGUCUCUCUACAACACAAUGAUGAUUCCCCAGCAAAGCCCUGCUAACGUGGUCCAGAUUGCCACCACCCUGGCGCAGAACACUGGACCCAACACUCCUGCAGUGGCAACGUUUGCACAGGACCGUGGCGCUCAGAUUAGGUUUCCUGCUGGUCCUCAGCUGCUCACCAAGCUAGUGACAGGACAGAUGGCAUGUGGGGCAGUCAUGGUGCCCACGACCAUGUUUAUGGGCCAAGUGGUGACGGCCUUCGCUCCUCAGCAGGGCCAGACUCAGACCAUCAGCAUUUCCCAGCAGCCACAACAACAACAACAACAACAACAACAACAACAGCAGCAGCAGCAGCAGCAGCAGCAGCAGCAGCAGCAACAGCAACAACAACAACAACAACUCGCCCCGCAGCAAACACAGUUCCUACAGGCUCCUCGGCUUCUUCAUGGAAACCAGUCCACCCAGUUGAUCCUGCAGGCAGCGUUCCCUCUGCAGCAGCAGGGUGCUUUCACUGCCACGGCCCAACAGCAGCAGCAACAGUUACAACAGCAGCAGCAUCAACAUCAUCAACAGCAGCAACAACAGAAGCAGUUACAGCAGCAGAAACAGCAGCUUCAGCAGCAGCAGCUGGCUCCUCUCAGAGCAGACAGUUUGUCUGACCGCUCCUCCUCGCAGCCACAGUAGCUGACUGCAGCCAGUCACAGGCGGAAAGAACCUAACCCAGGUGUGGGUGUUUUUUGUGACGGGGGUCUGAAGAGGAGUUCAGCAUUGAAACGAUGCCUCAGAGGCUCAGAAGUGAGUGGGGAGGUGGGGUGGGGGGGGGGCGUGGCUUCCCUCCCCCCACAGGAUCUUUUGCCGUUUGCACUGAACUCCUGAGCACAAAGUGCUGCAGAGAGCCCAGCACCGGGCUCGCUGUGGGCCCGGCAGUCGGCUCUGGUUCUGGGUCAAAGCCUUUUCUUCAAAAAAACAGGGAGCUACGGUCCCUGUAAAGGACCCCCCCCAUACCCCUCCCCCAGCCCUCUCCUUGUGUGUUUAGUGUGUGCGCCUGUGUGUAUGCGUGUGUGUGUGUGUGUGCGCGUGUGUGCGCUCUAGUCACCCUCACAGGAUUAUUUUAUGCAGAGCUCUCCAGUGAACGCAGUGAAGCUUCUGUCGGAGCUUCAGGGACGUCCUGCAGAGCUCGUUGUUCUGGAUGUCGUCUCCUAUCCUUGUUUUUCAUGUAAAAAUAAUUAUGGGUCAGAAAAUAUUUUUAAGAAUGUGGUGUAGAUUGAACUUUUACUGUACAGAACAUCAUGUGUAAUAUAUAAUGUAAAUAUACUGAAAAAGAAAGAACUAAUAUUUUAUAUGAUGCAUGAAAUG
Molecule: messenger RNA, 3540 nt
Organism: Seriola dumerili (greater amberjack)
Lineage: Eukaryota; Metazoa; Chordata; Actinopteri; Carangiformes; Carangidae
Gene: clocka
Product: clock circadian regulator
Exons: 22
Coding region: 259-2868 (869 amino acids)
Biological process (GO): regulation of transcription by RNA polymerase II; circadian regulation of gene expression
Cellular component (GO): nucleus; cytoplasm; CLOCK-BMAL transcription complex
Molecular function (GO): E-box binding; protein dimerization activity; DNA-binding transcription factor activity, RNA polymerase II-specific
Source: RefSeq, a predicted model, not a curated record